Molecule: messenger RNA, 1922 nt
Organism: Nymphaea colorata (pocket water lily)
Lineage: Eukaryota; Viridiplantae; Streptophyta; Magnoliopsida; Nymphaeales; Nymphaeaceae
Product: probable glucan endo-1,3-beta-glucosidase A6
Exons: 3
Coding region: 274-1674 (466 amino acids)
Biological process (GO): carbohydrate metabolic process
Cellular component (GO): plasma membrane
Molecular function (GO): hydrolase activity, hydrolyzing O-glycosyl compounds
Source: RefSeq, a predicted model, not a curated record
UUUCAGAUUUGCUUUUAAUUUUAGCUUCCUGCCCCUUUCCCCACGGUGGGGGCAUGGACGCAAGCUUCAGGCGCCGCCUAUAAAUAAAUCAUAAUCUUCAACUUUUAUAUGCCCAAGGAGGUGCCCCCAAAGGCUCAAACCUUCCUGUUUCCCCCUUAUUAAAUUAAAUUCCCCAACAUCCCCCUCUUCAGGGCGCUGUCGAAUCUCGCAGACGCUAUACAUAUCCACUAUCAUCUCAUUUUCAUUCCUCUCCGCAGCUGAGGAGGGGACAAAAUGGCGGUCGCUCUGCUUCUUCUCCUUUGUCUCUUUCGCCUGACGGAUGAAGCGGCCUCCGCACAGAUUGGUGUCAACUACGGGCAGCUGGGCAACAACCUCCCCUCCGCCUCUCACUCCGUCGCCCUCAUCAAGUCUCUUAGAGCCAAAGCCGUGAAGAUCUACGACGCCAACCCGGCCAUCCUCGAAGCCCUCUCCGCCACCGACAUGCGGGUCUCCAUCAUGGUGCCCAACCAGGCCAUCGCGAAUAUUUCGUCUUCCCAAGCCGCCGCCGACGCCUGGAUCCACGCCAACCUCCUCCCCUUCUACCACCGCGCCAAGAUACGCGUCGUCCUCGUCGGAAACGAGAUCCUCUCCGACCAGAGUAACAAGGCCACCUGGUUCCAGCUCGUCCCGGCCAUGCGCAACAUCAAGCGAUCCCUCUCCGCUCUCCGAAUCCGCAACGUGAAGGUCGGCACGCCCUUCGCCAUGGACACCCUCGAGACCUCCUUCCCGCCGUCGAGCGGCGCCUUCCGGAAGGACAUCGCCGAUCCCGUGGUCCGCCCCAUGCUCCAGUUCCUCGCCAAGACCAAGUCUUCUUUCUUCAUCGACGUCUACCCGUACUUCGCCUGGUCCGGCAACCCCAACUCCAUCUCCCUCGACUACGCCCUCUUCCGCGUGACCAAGCCCACCUACACCGACCCCGGAAGUGGGCUCUCCUACACGAACCUACUCGACCAGCAGCUGGACUCGGUAAUCGCGGCCAUGGCCAAGCUCGGCGUCGCCAACGUGCCCCUCACGAUCGCAGAGACCGGCUGGCCAAACGCCUGCGACUUGGACCAAAUCGGCGCCAACGUGGCCAACGCCGCCGCCUACAACCGCAACCUCGCCAGGCGGCUCGCCGCAAAUCCGCCGGUCGGCACCCCCGCGCGGCCCGGCAAGCCGAUCCCCACCUACAUUUUCUCGCUCUACAACGAGAACCAGAAGCCCGGGCCGGGUACGGAGCGGCACUGGGGGCUGCUGUACCCGAACGGGUCGGCCAUCUACGAGAUAGACCUCACCGGGAGGAGACCGGAAUCUUCGUACAAGCCCCUGCCGGAGGGCACCAACAACCAGCCGUACAAGGGAAAGAUCUGGUGCGUGGCCGACGCCGCGGUCGCCGGAAGGAGAGAGAAUGCGAGCCAGGUCGCCGGCGCCCUCCAGUACGCUUGCGGGCAGGGGAAGGGCACCUGCGACUCGAUCCGACCCGGGAAGGCUUGCUACAACCCCAACAAUCUUCUGGCCCAUGCCUCCUUCGCUUUCAACGCAUACUGGCAGCAGUUCAGGAAGAGCGGCGGCACUUGCUACUUCAAUGGGCUCGCCGUCCAGACCGCCACCGACCCUAGUCACGGAUCGUGUGUAUACCCUGCACUGUCUCCCUGACUCGUGUUACAGAGGAAGAUUUCCCUUUCAGUUAGGAAGGAAGCAUGAUGGACUGUGCUUAUUAUUCCUUUGUAAUCUCUACUUAUUGCUUUAGGGAAGUUUCAUUUUUGGCAUUCCCCAUCUUCCUCGUGUUCUCUGUGUUAUUUGGCAUUAUAGGUUACAGUUUCAAACACUACUGUAAGUAUUUGUCUCGGCGCUUUAUCAGCUUGCUUAUCUAUUUUAACCGUAUUUGGCCGAUAUUUACAUGA